Messenger RNA from Pocillopora meandrina, 15982 nucleotides. The record is from the annotation of a GenBank genome assembly. Lineage: Eukaryota; Metazoa; Cnidaria; Anthozoa; Scleractinia; Pocilloporidae.
GGCCCGACUCACAGAUUUUUCAAUUGGAAGGAGGCUGCUGCUUUAGGAAGCUGUCUCUCUAGGACUAUAACGAAAGCAAGCGGCGCCUGUAUUGCAGCCUAUUGCCUUCUCCUGAUUACUCUCGGAUCAUUUUCUUCCACUGGUAAGUUGCAAAGCAGCUACAAUUUAUUUUUACAUUACGAUCUAUUGAUAAUAUUCUUAAUCGUUGGAUUAACUGAAGAAGUGACAUCGGCAAGGGUGCUGUCCGAUCUGCUUUCUCGCCCCUCGCUGCUUUCCUCGAGUAACGGUAGGUUUUAUGAUAUAGUCUCAAGUCAAAUGUUGCUUCAGUAUGCAUCUCAUAGAUCAUUGCAACUUGUUUGUAAAAGUUGUGCUUUGUUGUACAAGUUGUGCUUUGUUGUACAAGUUGUGCUUUGUUGUACAAGUUGUGCUUUGUUGUACAAAUUAUGCUUUGUUGUACAAGUUGUGCUUUGCUCUAAAGCAAGGUUAAAAUGGACAUCCAUCUCAUAGAUCAUUGCAACUUGUUUGUACAGGUUGUGCUUUGUUGUACAAGUUGUGCUUUGUUGUACAAAUUAUGCUUUGUUGUACAAAUUAUUCUUUGUUGUACAAGUUGUGCUUUGCUCUAAAGCAUAGUUAAAAUGGGCAUCCAUCUCAUAGAUCAUUGCCACUUGUUUGUACAAAUUGUGCUUUGUUGUACAAGUUGUGCUUUGUUGUACAAAUUAUGCUUUGUUAUACAAAUUAUUCUUUGUUGUACAAGUUGUGCUUUGCUCUAAAGCUCUAGUGUUAACCCUCAAAAAUGAAGAUGAGGCCAGGGAAGUCAAUUCUUUUGUAUCUGAGAAUACCGAGAUAAAUUUGUAUUUUACAUGACUAUUGCUAUGAAUUAAGUGAUUUUACUUGGUGGCUUUGUCUGAGCGUGAGUCGCCUUUGGGCAGAACGCAUUGAUGAAAUUUUUGAAAAGAUAUUGCGAAGCGGAAAUAUCCAGUUUCCCAGAAAUUAAGGAACCAACGCUGAGGCCUUUGUUUGUUGUACAAAUUGUGCUUUGUUGUACAAGUUGUGCUUUGUUGUACAAAUUAUGCUUUGUUAUACAAAUUAUUCUUUGUUGUACAAGUUGUGCUUUGCUCUAAAGCUCUAGUGUUAACCCUCAAAAAUGAAGAUGAGGCCAGGGAAGUAAAUUCUUUCGUAUCUGAGAAUACCGAGAUAAAUUUGUAUUUUACAUGACUAUUGCUAUGAAUUAAGUGAUUUUACUCGGUGGCUUUGUCUGAGCGUGAGUCGCCUUUGGGCAGAACGCAUUGAUUAAAUUUUUGAAAAGAUAUUGCGAAGCGGAAAUAUCCAGUUUCCCAGAAAUUAAGGAACCAACGCUGAGGCCUUUUGAAGUCUGAGGCAAGGUAUCUCAGGUGAAUUGACAAGAUAUACGCUCUUUGUCGGUUUUAAUUUAAGCAUACAGGACCAAUCUCACAAGUAUGUUUUCUAAGAUGACAUUAGUAGCUACUAAUACGAGUUAGAAGUAAAUUACCUCACUAAAGUUAGCUGGCUUUGUCUGACCCGUGGUUGUGUAAAACCAGCGGCUCCCUUUGCAAUGACGAAAUUGCUCGGCGACUCUCUUCGCUUCGUUAAAUAUUAUAUCUGCAUGCGCGUUGGAUAAAAAGUUCCCCGAAAUCCCAAAAUAUCUCUGCUCUUUGGCCUCGUCACACUUCCAUUCCCCUGCAAUGUCAGCUCAACAAUAUUGGUUCAAAAACAUCGUUUUCUCGUCAAUAUACCAUGGUGGAAAUGUAAGGCUCUCUAAUUAACAAAUAGAGAAGCCUUGACUGUGCUCUGUUCUGUUGUAACGCACUUAGGAAGCGGCUAGAGCACGAAAGAAGUGUAGGGGGAAACACGAGACGUAGUCGAGUGUUUCUCCCUACUUCUUGAGUGCUCUAGCCGCUUCCUAAGUGCGUUACAACAGAACAGAGCACAGUCAAGGCUUCUCUAUUUGUUUUAUAAUAAAGAAUCCGUUAAAUUCCCCAAGAAUUACUUUCAAUUUUCAAAACAAAUCUUAUUUCCAAAGCGAACAGCAGUGUCGUCAGCAUGCUCUAUACUCUCAUAAAGCACGCUACAAUAAGCCAAUCAGAAUUCCUGUUAGAAUGGUUCAAAUAAUCUGAUUGGCUGUACAAGACUAAAGCUGUCAAAAAUGUCAAACCAUCAAAGUUCAUAAACCAUCAAAGUUCAUAUUCUGCAAUAGUUUACAAACUAAAAUAGCUCGGCAUUUCGAAUUUAACACUUUUGCCUGAAGUUUUUUAGUUUCUAAUACAGGAUCUGAAAGUGAAAUGUUCAGUGAAAUUCGGCCCAAUCGUGGCUCACAAAAAUACGCAAGUUAUUUCACAUUACAAGUAGAAAACAAACUGUUCAAGGCGAGUGUAUUAUGAAUGAACAACAGCCGAAUUCACUAAGACAAAAAGAUCGCUCGGAAUGACAGCGCCGUAAAACUCGGUUGCAGUGACUGAUCUGGCCUUCCACUUAACGCAUCGGAAAGGUAAUCAGGACAAGCUCUUCUUUUUUCACUCGAAGGGUAGUCGAUUUAGUUCCUGAGGCUUGCUCCACUGCGAUGACCGAAGAUCGCCAUGAUUAGCUAGCCGCGAUAGACCUUAAGUCUUUGACACCGUCAUGAUUAGUAUGAAUUUUAACAGUUAUGCCAGGUUAUAUUUUUCACAAUUCCUGUUUUUUUCUAGUUGAAAUCGAAACUCUAUAUACUAAACAAGUGUUAGCUGUGUUUGAUUUUUAUUACCGUACGUAAACUCGCAAUCUAACUGAGCGUGAAAACCGUUAAAAAAACUCGGACUGUCUAUCUUGUUUUAUCUUUGAGGAUUUUUGUCUCUGCUCACGUUACAGUAACGUAAAUUACUGCGCCUGGCAUUUUUGCAAACCUUUGCUUGCUUGUUCCGAAAUUUCACUUUUAGUAACGAAAGAAAAGCUAGAAAGAAGUCCCGGAAAAGGUCGGACAUAGUACGAUUUGGCAGAUGGCGUGACAGCUUUAGCUCAGUUCUAUGCUCUAUACUCUCAUAGAGCACGCUCUUUCAACCAAUGACAGUACGUGUUAUAUCCGAGCUUUAUUAUAAACUCUCAUAGAGCACGCUCUUUCAACCAAUGACAGAACGUGUUAUAUCCGAGCUUUAUUAUAAACUCUCAUAGAGCACGCUCUUUCAACCAAUGACAGUACGUGUUAUAUCCGAGCUUUAUUAUAAUAUAAAAUAAAACCUAACAAGUAAAGUUUACUUAUUCCUUCAAGUUUAUCAUCACACGAGCUUCGUUAUAGUAAGAAUGGGCUCUAUCACUGUAUACACAGUUUACGCAGUGAGUACUUCCAGCUUGAUAUGUGUCAGAUUGCUGUUGGUCCCCACUUUUUCAAGAAAAGGCAAAGCGUGUGGCUUCGGUCGCGCUGUUGCGUAUGAUGCGAGGUAAUUAUAAUUCAAUCUAGAGGCAAUUUUCGCUCCGAUCGCGGUUUCCUGCGAAUUUCAGUAAAUUGCAGGGUACUCCCUGUCGACCCAAAUUUUUGACUCAAACUUUGCCCAUUAAACUACCUUCGGUAGAAAGAAAAUAAAACCACAUCGGUUUCUGGGAAUACGUUAAAAAUUUUUUUUGAGAGCUCGCAAUAAUCAAAGCCGCAAAAGGUUCUUUUUUGACCUCUUGCGACAUCGAAAAGUUCAAAAGUUUACAAGCUCGCUCCCCGAUACGCACAACAUGCAGUAAGAAAUCGUUUGUAUUCCUACAUUGUGUGAUAUAAGGGGUUUGGAAAGCAUUUCAAUUUUGAUAUGAGUUUGUCAGUCCGAGGUUCGCCAUAAUUUAUUUAAAAGCACCCGUUAGACAGCUUUCUGAAAUUGGACAAAAGUGCUCUUUCUUUCUUGGAUGAUAUUUCUCAAGUCCAGACCAGACCAUUGAAAACUCUGGUUGAUUUCUUCUAAUGAGAUGUUGGAAAGCAUAGAAAUGUAAAAACAUCUUGCGUUUAUUUAUUCCUUUCGCCUUAGUGACUUCAAACUUAUGGUGCGAGUGAUUUUGCUAUCGUGACAGCAGAAUCAUGCAAAUUAGUUUGCUGAGCAAACUCCAACUUAUAUUGGUAGCUUGAUAAAUCUAAGAUUUUAACCAUUUUAAAGAGAAAAGAUAGUAGGGCAGAGCUUUUAGAAUACACUGAUUGAUUCUUUAAACAUUUUAAACGGCUAAAUUCUGGCAAAUGAUUCUUUCUCGUGACGAAAAAGGUGAACAAAACGUAUCAAAUAUCAUAUUGAUUAGCUUUCGAUCAACGUGUUAAUGAGAAACUUUUUUUGAAAAAAAUUGGUUUCUGUUCUUUAAUGUUUGAAUUUAGAGAGCUUAAUCUAUUCAAACCUGUAUGAACAUUUUAGAACCAAACUACAGGAUUUUAGUAAACGUAACCGGCGAUAACAGCAUUACGACUACAAGCAGUCCCUCCUUUUCGGCGAAGUCCGUGGCGCAGGUCGGAAAAAAAUCAAUGAAGAAAAAAUUUAUAUAAGUGCAUCAUUCCAGGAGCUACCAGCGGCGCGCUAAAAUCAUUUCUUUUUUCCUUUUUUUCAAUUUUUUUUUAAGCUCUCUUAUGACUCGCACGACGGACUUUACCCAAAAGGAGGGACUGCAUGUAAUCUAUAAAAGCACAUACUGAAAUUCACCGUGACCGGUGACUUAGUCACGUAAUUUUUCCAUCUAAAUGAGGCAGCAACAAUGUAAAUUUUUUGCUCAGAAUUCUAGCCUUAGGGAAGAUGUUGUUGUUCAUCGUGGUUACAUCAAAUAAAUGAAAGUUUUAAAAUCGUUUGUUUCACGAUGUAGAAACAAGUACAAUUGUAAUGACUUUUCGACUGCUAUUUCAAAGUUCCUCAGGCGACGAGGUCGAAAGGUUACGUGUCGCUAUUUAAAGUGCUCGGGUGUGUUUUGGCGCACAGUCAUAAGUGGAUAGGUUGCUAUAUUUUUUCAAUUUUUUUUCCAUUUUUGGCUGUGAUUUUCUAGAAAUUACAGCCAAAUAACGUGGCAUUAUAGACUUUCGUAGACUAAAUCUUGGCGGUUUGGUGAUCUGUCAUUUGUACCUCCAAGCCAGUUUGGAGGCGGCCCGCUAAUUUCAGUGCAGGCUUAUAAUUUAACUAUAGGCACGCUUUCAAAUUCUUUUAGGUGAAUUUUGAACAUUUUUUUAAAAUAAUCAACCAACGAACAAUCCAAAAAGCGAACGUUCAGAAUCACCCACGCCACCUGAUAUUCAUGAGUCAUUGAUGAUUCAUACGAGUUAUUGAGGGCAUAUCUGAUAUAAGCCGUAGGGUUUGUUCAGGCCUCCUGACCUAUUACUUUGUAUUUUAACUGACUUUUCUAUGUCAAGUUUUUGGUGGUAAAUAAUCACGGAUUUGGACUUGGAGGUGGCUCGAAAAAUACUUCAAAAUGUACAUGAAAUCAAAAAUUAAAAUUGUUUAGUAAAUAUUUCCAACCUUUCUGAAUGAUUCUUUCAUAAAACAGUUGAGGUUGUUCAAGAUCCUUUCCGAAAACAAGCCGAAGAAAUGCUCGUAAUACACAUGUAGCAGCAGAGGAGUGUCCAUCAAAACAAAAAAGCUCUCUUCAUGUGCUGAUUUCUUUCAUUUCUUAUCUUUAAGAGAAAAUGGACAUCCCAGCUUAUACAUCACCCACUUUGUGCCUUGGUCGGACAUUUGAUUUGGAAACUUCGAGAGCAUGCGCGGAUGUCUUCCCAUCGAGCAGUGAUUUACCAAUUAAGUCUAUAGAUUCCAACAAGUUUUCCUUCAAAUACCAAGUGGUUAAAAGCAGCAAAGACGUCAAUGACUUACUGGACGUAUCUGGUGAAUUAUCACUAAAAAUCAAAGCCAAUCUGCUGAAAGUGGAAGGGGCAGGGCAGUAUAUAAAUGAGAGCAAGUUAGAAGAGGGAACAACUAGUCUUCUGGCUGUGAUGAAAUGUACUACGGUAGGUAUGUUUGCUGAAGAAUCGCAAAAGGCUGCAUUUGUGAACCAAAUUAAACAUAAAAGGGCGGAUGUCAAGUUUUGGAAUACAGUAGAACGCCCCUUAACUCGAACCUCUGAGUGAAACGAAAUUGAUGUUGAAUUUCAAUUAUCCUGUUAACAAUCAAUAAGGAAUCAUGUUUUUACCAUUCUUACACAAUCAACAGUUAUUUUCGUACAUUUAAUUUAGACUUAUAAGAGCUUUUUUGAUAAAAACGUUUAGUUCAGGAAGUUUAUUUCAAUGUACCAUGUUUUCAUAAUUGUUAUCACGUUCUUAUCUUCGACCGGCGUUUUUGAUUAAAGCUCUAGUUAUUGGGAUAAGUUUUAGCCAAGGGAAAGUAAAAUUGGUUCGAGUUAAUGGCAAGUUCGAGUCAACCUAGUUCGAGUCAGCUGAUAGUAAAUUACUGGAUAAGUGCAGUCAAAUACAAAGGAAAUCGGAUCUUGGUUUAGUUAGUGGGAGGUUGGAGUUAAACGGAGCCGUUAAGCAGCGAGGUAAAGAGUCAUCGCUAGCCACAGACACUGAGGUGAAUGGUUGUUUUAGUACAUACUAAAACUGUGAGUUAAUAUAGUGCAAAAAGUAAAUUUAAAUUCAUUUAUUACUGCAACGAUUACAAUAUUUUUGGGCACAUAUCUCAGGCGAGUUGCUCGGAAGUGAAUAGCAAAGGAUAUUCUGAGUUUGAGUAGCCACUCAGAGUGCAUUAGUUUGUUUUUUCCAUUUCCCCGUUCUCCUAUUUCCGAUCAGCUAUAAUAUUUAAUUUUAAACAAAAGUUUCUCGACAACUAACAACGUUCAACACAUCCAUUCCCAAGGUUGUUGACACAAUCGACGGAUCAGUGAAACCAAGAGAAGAUCUCGCUAAGGGUGAAUUUCUUGACUCACUUGGUUCUCACUACGUAAGGAGUGUCACGUAUGGUGUCGAGAUGGUAGCCAGCCUGAAAUUUAAGUCUUCAUCCAAGUCAACCAAGUAUGUCUCGCAGUUAUGUUACAUAUAGAUUCAUAGAAGCAAUUUUUAUUGAUUUAUUUCAAGCAUGACAAAGAUUUUAGAGAUAUUUCCAGAGACUUCCUAUUUAUGGCUACUUUCCAUAUCUUGUCCUUGGCCUGCUUAUUAAAAAUGCAGAAAUUGAAAAAUUCUAACAGCUCCUAUCCUCUUGCAACGUCAGUUUUGGCGCGUACAGAAAGGGAUUCUGUUUAUGAAUUUCGCAGUUUCUUGCAGACUAACAUGUUUUUCAUCAUGAAAAUAUCUCGUCUCAGAAAUGUUCCCCGAUGAUGAGCAUCUUUUCAAUAUGUCGAUGUUAGUGAAAGAUGAUGUAUCCAGUGAAAGACAGAAGCAGGCAUACUUGGAAAAAAUGAACUCCGAGUGCUCCCAAUAGCAGUCGAACGUACGACCUUCCGAACAGUUCAACGGAUGCUUUACCACUGAACGAUAUGAGACUCCUGGCGGAGUAGGCCGUUUAACUAGGUCCAAAGUGACAAACUUCCCGUAUACUGCUAGGAUAGAAAUGUCGAAAGUGAUACUUUUUCGCAAUGAUAAAUCAAGAUGGUCAAUGUUAAGUCCGGUGUUUUAGUAUAAGAUAAUGUGUCCAGUGAAUGUCACCAGCAUUUUCGUAGGAAAAGAACGUCAAUUUUAGCUUUUCACCGAUUGCGACGACAUUACAAUGAAAAAGUUAACAAAAGGAUAACUGAUAAUUAGCUGGUUUUCAACGAUGAGUUGGCAAAGGUAGGGAAAGUGCCGUAACGGAUUUUUUUAACGGCGACGUGUUCAGUUUUACCUCCUUCGUUUAACUUAUACAUAAGUUGAGGAGGUCAAAUUUAACCUCUUCAUGGUGGAGUUAUGUCAAUUAUUUUUCUUAACGUAGGCAGGUUUAUCCUUUAUACGUAUUUAGCAUUAUUUGUAUCUACAUGUAAGCCGUUUUUCCUCAAGCUAAAAAGGCAAGAGUUAUUCUCAAAAAUUUAUUUUUCAUAUCUAGGGAACAAAUCAAAGGAAGUGCUGAAGGACAACUAAACAUUGGAGCCGUCAAUGCAGGGCUUAAAGCUUCAUUAGACAAGCUAUCAGCAGAAUGCAACGAUGUAUCAGAUAUCGCCAUCAAAUAUUACGCCACAGACCUACCAGACAAACUGCCAACCACAAUGGAGGACCUGGUAUUACUGAUCGAGAAAUUCCCUUCUAGACUGAAGAACUUAAAUGAUGGCAAAGGGAUUCCAAUAAGUGUAAGAUUCUCUCCUGAAAAUUUACAUAAUACACAUAAUGAAAUCCGAGAUGUUUUCCGCAUUUUUCUCCCGUUUAUUUAUUUUUCUUGGUUAAUAAUAUCAAAGUAUCAGGCCAAAAAAAUUAUUUUUCCUAUUAUUACAUUGUUGAAAUAUUAUUUUCACAAAACCUGGACGACAUGUUAUCGAUAAUGUAGUCUGACGUUCUGGGUAAGAGUAUUCUUGGAAGAUAACAGUGAUCGGCGUUUCGAUAACCUUAGCUGAAGUCAUCAUCAGAGUCGAGCGAGGACUUAUUUUAAGUAGAGGGUUAUAAGUCCAGUUCAUGUAAACUCAUUGGUCAGUUUCGCUUUUAUGGUACUGGCUGUAAGAUUAAGUAGCUUAUGUCAGUUAUGAUUGGUCAGUUUCGAUCUGUCGGUACCAUUAUGUUGUGUUUAGUUCGUUUGUGGUUUUUUGGUGAAACAACCUUCUCAUGUCUUUGAAAGAACUAAGUGCAGUUGUUUAAGGGUUUUGCGGAUUCUCAGUUAAUAAUGUCACGUGCUUUAGUCGAUGAUGUUCAGCAAUGUGAUUUUUUUUUGUUGCCACCAACGUUUCUUGUGGCUCAUUUCUGUUAAAUCACUCUUGUUUUGAGGUUCCUAUCAUUUCCUAUUUUUCGUCUAGUAUUCUUCGGUCAUUAUGCGUCGGUUGUGAGUUCUCGUCAAUGUUACCUAGCUAGUCGAGAAAAAGAAAUUUUUCCAUGUACUUCGACUUACUUGGUGAACUGAAGGUUGAAGUUUUGUUCGUUGAGGUGGCGAUAGAAUGAAUAUCGUCUUGGUGUUAGGAGGUUAACAUAGCGUAGCCAGAGCAUUAUCUUUUGUUGUAUAGUUGAACAAAAAUUUUAACGUAGGAAUAAAAUGCAAACGAGUUAUUGAACGGUCAAUUGCAACUUACGGUUUGUGUAACAAGACCCUUUGUCUUUCCAGUUCGAACUUGUGCCCAUAAAGAGCAUUUUUCCGACAGCGAAAGUUUACCUGCAACAGCAGGCAUCAGCAUAUGAAAUAGAGAACUUGGAGAGCUGUUUUAAUGAUCUGCAAACCACAAAAGGCCUUGUUAGUAACUUGAUGAGAAGGAACCAGCGACUGGUUGUGCUGUUAUUCCUUACAUUCAAGGUGUUACGGAACCCAUCAAGAUAAUUUUGAAUAGCCACAACGUUAAAGUUCCUCAAAAACCUUUUCAGACUUUAGGGUUUAUUUUUGCUAAACCUAAGGAUCCUGUUACGUGGCUAUUUAUUUUAUUCCGUGCAAUGAUUGUGAUCACGACAUAUAUCGGACAGGCCAAACGAACACGUUUGAAAGAGCAUCAGAAAGCGGUCUUCUUUUGCUAAAAAGAAAAUCCAGCUUUGUCGGAGCACGCAUGCCUAACCAACCAUGCAAUUGAGUGGGAUAAGUCUACAAUUAUUACCACUAAUCGACGUUACUACUGGCGCCUUUGUUUGGAAACCCGGCAUAUCAUCUCCGCAAAAAAAAAUUAUCAAAUUCUAUCCCUUUCCGGUUAGAUGUCUAAAGGACACCUCGUGAAGAGUAGCGACCGACGAAAUAACAUAUUUACGUCAAUCUCAUCAGAAAUUUCCAGAUGAAUUUUAAAGAAAAUUCUCGUACACAAGUAGUUCUGCAAAAAUUUCAGGGAACACACUUUGACCAGCUUUCGCCGCCGAUUGUUUGUUUGCUUGAAUUGAAGGGCUCUCUCUAGCUUUUUCACACAAGGGCAGUCUUGUUCACGAUGAAAUCUCUGCAGAAAAAAAAAACAACAACAAAUUCGAUCCCUUUCCGACGAGAUGUCUAAAAGACACCUCGUGGAAGGGAGCGACUGAUGAAGUAACAUAUUUACUUCAGUCUCAUCUGCAACUUCCUGGGAUGAAUUUCCUUAGAGUCCUGGUCUAUAUUAUUUUAGAUUAAACCGAAAGCUUAGUUUUGAAUAAGCUUUUGCCAGACCGUCUUACUCAACAGUCUUUUAUCAUAAAGGCGAUAGACUGUUCCUAAGAAGGAGAUAUGAUCAUCCAUGAGCUGAAACGAAAAACAAAAGGACCUUUAGGAAUAUUGAGAAAAUCGAUAGCUGGUUGAAGCCAUGACGUCUUGACAGACUAAGACAACAAGCCACUAAACCAACGUGCACCCGACUUUUGUUUCAUAAAUGCGAAGCACAAGUAUCGAGGUUUAUGACAACUGCGCACCUACCCCUCCCCUAACCCAACAUUAGCUAUAGCUUGUUGUUGGUUGACUGUUGUUGGGUUAGGGGAGGGGUAGGUGCAUAGUUGCUCUGAUAAUGAUAUUGAUCCAUUUUUUUAUAAUAUGCUUCUUCUUGACAAUUUUAGUAAUAUAUAAAUUCUCAAAUUUGUCUCCUGGAAAACAUUUGUGGAGCAUUCUAUUGCACCAUAAGAGAUUCUUAAUAAAAGUAAAUGAAGUGGUGUACUCGGGGUGUAGUUACAAAGUUCUUUGCUUAUUUGCAGUUUGAGCUUCAACCGGUGAAUAGCAUUAUUCCAAGUGCAAAAGUGCACAUACAGCAGCAGGCUUUGGCCAGUGAGAUAGAGGAUCUGGAGAGCUGUUUUGAUGACCUUCGAAACACCCAAGCUCUCGCUAUGGCAUACCUCGAAAACAAAGAAGAUGACGACGUUGAAGAAUUUUGCAGUAAGGUUAACAAACUUCAACACAAGUUUAAAGAGGCAAUUAAAACAAUAAACAGCUUGGAUGGGCCUGACAAAAUCAAAGAAUGUACGGAGGCAUACACGAAGGCUCUUGGAGGACGCGAUAUAAAGGGGAAAUUUACCCGUAAAUGGAGGAGGAUACUAAAAAAAGAGGUGAGCAUGAUGAUAAAUAAUGACACUAAUGAUGACAACUAAGUCGCCGAGGACGAAGACGACUAUGACACCAGUAGGCGACGGUGAAGACAGGGGUGAUGACGAUGACGAUUAUGAUGAAAAUGACGAUGAUCGUGAUUGAAAUAAUUGUGAUCAUUCGUAAUGACGACGAAGGCGGCCACGCUGAUGAAAAUAACGAUGGCGAUAGAGGCAAAAGUGCAGAGCGAGCGAUGUUUAAAGUCUGGUAUUCCUUUCUUUCUAUGAGUUUGUUAUGAAAGCUCUUGAAAAUCCAGCACUACAUCAGAUAUCCUUUUACGACCUUAAAAGGGAGUGAGAAGGCUUCGGGCUAUGUCAUAUGGAAUAAAUAAAUGGUUCACUUUUCAUUUGCAAAAUCAUAGGAAAAUGACUGAGGUCAGGACGUUUGGUUUCCUUUUUUCCAGCUUUGAUUUGCAUCGCCUAUGAGUGUAAAAUUUAUCUUGUAGGUUUUUUGUCACCUUUAAAAUUUUGAUGUCCAUUGUUUUGAAACUGUAGUAUUCUUAACUAUAUUUACUUCUAUUUGAAUUCUAACGGGUCUUUCAGUGGGGCGCGGUUAGCUAAACCGACCAAUCAUGUAAAGGAUGUUUUCUUAAUGCAUUUUUGCCUUAACUGGUAAAGAGAUGGUCGUGGUGAGGUUACAACUCAUUUUUAUUCAAUGUGAUUUCUUUCACAGGAACCAGUUGCUACAGUCAAGGUGAGAAUCGUCGUCAAAACUAUAGAAGCUACAAUUACGGUCUCACAAAAUCGAUUCAAUUAACCGAUUAGUGGUUUUGAGAGGGUGGAUCAUGCAAUCUUAGGGGCGGUAAAAGGUGACGGGAGAAGAAGAGGUAGAAAAGAAUCAGUAUUUGAAGUGUUUGAAAUGUCAUUCAAAUUUUUUAAAACCUAUUUGAAAUAAUUUUCGCGACAAAAUUUCAAUAUUUUCCAAGAGUACAAGUUGGUUGAAGACAUUCGCAUUAUGAAUUCAAUCAUAUUAUUUGAAAACCCAAGUAUUCAAUGAGAGUGAAUUUCCAGACUUAAACAGACCACUUGGUUAUGCGCACAGAUAUUUGUCCUUUUUAACACAUUUGAAAAUUAGAUUAGAUUUCUUAGCAGCAGUAGAUUUGGUACACCCUGUCUCCAAAAAACUUCAGUUUACAAUUUCCUAAACUCAGCUGUUUAUUGGUAGAAUUGUUACUCCCUAUUCAAUGCCAAUAGGGAUCCCUCUGUUAAGAUCCCAUCCAGGAGCGGUACAUGCUUGACAGAGAUCUGUCUGUCUUCCUAAUGUUCUUUUUUAUCGUUUAAUGUUUUUUAAAAGCUGCCUUCAGGAGUUCCUCUGACAAUUGUUCUUUUUGGAAAGACUGGGAACGGAAAAAGCGCCACUGGAAACUCAAUCAUUGGAUUUGAAUGUUUCGAAGACAGCCCAAGUGGUUCGUCUGUGACGAAAUUUUGCAAAUCAUUCAAGAGAACAGAUGAAAGAGAGGUGACCGUGAUAGACACCCCGGGAAUCAUGGAUACGGCCCCAGUCUCAGCCAUGGAAAAAGUCAAAGAAAAGGCUAAGAGCGUAACUGGUCUUUACAAUGAGAAACAACAGGAAAUUCUUCGAGAACUCUACAAAGUUUUUGUCAUGUCCCCCGACGGUCUUGAUGCUGUUAUCAUCACUAUUAAGUACGGUGGCAGAUUUGGGCUCGAAGAUGCCGAAGCUUUGAAAAUACUUCAAAAAUUUUUUGGGACUGAAGCCAAACCUUACAUGAUUUUAAUUCUAACACAUGGCGACCAGGCUGCCCGCGACGCAAAGAGAAAGAAGAAGAGCAUUGAAGACCAUUUGAAAUGGUACAUCUCUACCUUGCCAGAUUGGGUCCAACAGUUUAUGAAGGAGAUAGGAGAAAGGAGAAUGCUGUUCGACAACAUGUUGGAUCCUACAGAAAAUCCUGAUGAUUGUAAGAAGCAAGUCUCUAAGUUACUUCAGGUAAAAGUCCAUUUAAGAGCAAAAUCUGUAGGUUUGGUCGUUGUAGGUCAGCAGUUGCAUAGGUGACUAGCCUUUUCGUUGAUUAGUAAUGGUGUAACUUGUCUCUAAAAAAAAGACAAAAGAUAAGCCAUAUCAAAUGAGUAAAAUUUCUUGUAUAGUGAUCGUUCGAAGAAAGCGGUUUGCAUCUGUCAUAGGAGUAUGACAUUGAAUAAGAUAAAAAAGAUAUUUACACAAGGAAAGUGAUGUAUUUUUAUGGUGGAACUUUGAAAGUCUUUUGAUGGUUAACUCUUCUUUGGGUUAACUUUUAUCACUUUUCUUUUCUUUCCUUUUUUCCCAAAUUCAUUUGGUUUUAGGAUUAGCCAUUUUUAUCCCUUUAACUCCUAAGAGAGACUGGCUUCUAAAAUCUCCUCUCAGUAUCUUUCUUGAAUCAAAUGUGUAGGUUACGAGAAUAAGGGAAAAGAUCACCAUUUUAAGAGGCUCCUGAUUACCAAAUAAAUUCUCCUUGUCAGCGCCAUAGUGUAUAAAGGGUUAAGUGGAACAUAAAAACUCAUAGUCUGAGUUUUGGACACUUCGUCAGACAUUUCCUUUCGAGAGACUAAAUUCUCAAAGCCUUAUUUUUGUCCUCCUUUGAUUUCUUUUGUAUGUCGUAGUCUCCAAAAAUAUUCAUCUGACUCAGGGCAUUAAACCUAAGAGGUCACUGCCAAAUUCUUAUAGGUUGCAGUAGUUCCCUAAGUGUGGAAAUUUCGCAAAACCGAAAUUAAAAUCCUGGAGCUCCGCUAGUGAGAUACCAAAUACACCUAGACGCCCUAGUGUAAGCAGUCGAAGGAAAUUGAAUAAAAAAUAUCAGCAUGUUGUUUUUAAAGGUAAUUGAUUACCUUCGGUAAUUGCAGAUAAUCAUUGUUGUGGUCAGUUCGACAUGGCACACGCGAAUUUGUUUGAUGAAGUAUAAUUUCAGACAGUCAAAUGUUCUAAAUACGUUUCCAGAUUUCCUCGAUGUCAUUUGUUUCUUUAUUCGUUGAAGAAAAUGGCAGAAUAAAGCAAAUGCGUUUUACAGUUUCUUGGAGUUUACACAACUUAGAAAACUAUUAACACCCUUAAAUCCCUUUGUGCUUAGAUUUUUUUUCUCUUAAGUUUAUUUGUUUUUCUUAGAUUAUUGACGAGGUGAGGAAGCAAAGAGGGCCUUUAAUACACCGCCUGACCAAGGCGUCCAAACAAGUGCUUGAAGAAGAAAUAAAAAAAGCCAUGGACGAGCAAGGAAUAACGAAGCAGGCAAAAGCUCUUCGUAAAAACGAGGAAGAAAUCAAAAAGCUACUUGAAGACAAAAAAAAAAGUGAGAAAGAGAAACGUGACUUGGAAAAACGCCUCGCUGAACAGAAAGAGAAACAGGCGAAGUUGGACGCUGCAGCGAGAAAGCUGGCUGAUGAGAAAAAACAGUCACAAUUAGACGAUGCUAAAAGUCCAGAAGGAGGAAAAUCAACCAAAGAAGUGGCCAAAAAAGAUGAAGGUGGUAGUCGUGGUGGAUGUUAUCCUGGCUCAGCCAUUAUCUAUGAUUCAAACUUCCGAGCGAGGCGAAUAGAAUCUUUGCAAGUUGGUGACGAAGUCCUGAUCAUUACAAAGAAUGGCAUCCAGUCCGAUCCAGUUAUCACCUUCAUUCACCGUCAGCCAGAAGUUGUGGAAGGAUUUUUAAAAAUUGUCACCGGAAAAGAGAAAAUCCUCCUGAUAACCGCUGACCAUCUUCUUUUUGUGGAAUUAACGGGCCAAGCAACAGCCAUCCCUGCUAGAGAUGUUAAGGUCGGAGACACAGUGUACGUGAGGGGAAGUCAUGGUUCAGAGAAGGAUUUAGUUCGGAGCAUCAGCACUGUCUACGAGAAAGGUGCAUACGCCCCAGUAACCCUGAGCGGCACUAUUCUGGUCAACGAUGUUCACACCUCAUGUUACUUUGAUGUUCUGUCCCAUGAGUGGUCCCACAGAGCCAUGAGCAUUGCUCGCGCUCUGCACUAUGUGUCUCCAUCGAUGGAGCGUAAGAUCAGUGCUGUUGGAGAAAAGGAUGGAUUCCCAGGUUGGUGCAGACUGGCUCACACGAUGUUGACAUUGCUCGACUGAUGAACUAAGAAUUUAACUCUUGUCAUGUCUAGAGACUCUUUUUACUAUAUAUUCUUUGUAAGUGUGAUAUGGAAAGUUAAACAAGUUAGAGGAUAACAAAACCGUCUUCCAUUUUAAUUUCUCACAUUAAGUAGAGUAGCAUUAUUGGGCGAUACAUGAAUAUUAAUCAAUAACAAAGUCGAACGUUACGUAAGUGUUUAAAGCUUUAAAGCAAAACCAAAACCCUAAGUAAUUUUUUUUUAUGUCUAACGUGCGAUGGAAGCUUUGCAAACAUACAGGUUUAAAGAAUGUUUUACCAGAAUUUUGUGAAUGUGGUUGUGUACGCGUCAAAUAGAGACCUCAAUACACUGAUAACUUCUUCGCGUGAGUUAACUUACAGUCAUUAAGUGAUCGAUUCGAAACAAUAGCUAAUUGAACCCAAAGCGGAGUAAAGCUGAUCGCGGUUGACAGUGUUUCCAGUGCAUUGAAUUAAACCAAAAAGGUUAUCAUGCGUUGAAACAUUAACUAAAAAAAAAAAAAGAAAAGAAAACGGGUUGUCAAAAGGUUCUUCGAUAAACAAAUUGUUUUGAACGUAAACUUAGGGUUUUCGUCUUUAAAACGCAACGAACGUAGCGUUUAAUUAGGACCUCUAACUGAGGGAGAGAUUUGAGACUUGCCGGUUUCCUAAUAAAUAUAGGUGUUCCCUCGAUGGAAUAAAAAGUAUCAAAUAGAUAGAUUAUACCAACUUUUUCUUGAGUUGAGUACCAAAGAUUGCUUCACUUAAAGGCAGAUAAACACAAGUUUGUUGCCUGUUUUGUUAUUUUAGUGACUACGCCUUAUUAACCAUUUUUUUAUUGUAAUCCCAGGUUUCCUUAGAUAUUUUUAGACUCAACAAUAAAGUGUAUCAUAAGUAA